AUGUACGGGGGAGGCAUGAUCUUUGUGCCUCCCACGGCGCAGUUGCAGCUCCGCUGCCUCAAGCUGCCCUCUUCUUCUCGCAAAGUCGUCGGCGCGCACCCUUCCCAGCUGGACAGCAGACGGAGCACAUCCUUCUUGGCAGCGCUCAUCAGAUCGUGUACAGUCUACUCGCUCGCUCGGAGCGCUCAAGGCCGUAUUGGUCGGUGGUGCGAAGCGGCGGGUCCCGGAAAAAAGCACCAGAAUUUGGCAGAGAAUCAUUUGCGCAUCUCCCUUGGACGGCGCAUCACCAUCAUCGAGCGAGAUCUCGGUCCUAUCUUGGUAGCGAGGCGGCAGAUUGCAAACCCAUCUAACCCAUCCCUGCGCGCCCAAGCCCAGCCCUUCCGCUCCGCUUACACAGAACCCAUCCAUCCCUCCAUCCCUGUUCAGCGACCCCCUGCUGCUGGCCCGUCUUUCGAGACCCCCCCUGCCCCUAGUUCGUGGCUACAUUCACCCCCCUCGCCUUGGGUGUUCACGUCCACUUACACGGCGCUAGUCUUCCUCAUUCAGAAGAGCGAGGUCACUGGGUACGUUGACCUUACACCCCGCCCAGCGGUGGUGAUCUCCCCGAUAUCCAAUUACCCUUGCAUGAUUGGCAUGUCCCCCUCCAAAGACAACAACAUAACAACAAUCUUGAAUUAA
Molecule: messenger RNA, 678 nt
Organism: Neurospora tetrasperma FGSC 2508
Lineage: Eukaryota; Fungi; Ascomycota; Sordariomycetes; Sordariales; Sordariaceae
Exons: 4
Coding region: 1-678 (225 amino acids)
Source: RefSeq, a predicted model, not a curated record